Prorocentrum cordatum is the source of this 654-nucleotide messenger RNA. NCBI's taxonomy places the organism in Eukaryota, Dinophyceae, Prorocentrales, Prorocentraceae. The record is from the annotation of a GenBank genome assembly.
AUGCAGCCGCAGGCAUCGAUCAUGGGAAGCGCGAGACAUCAGGUAUUCGAGCCCUCGGGCUCUUCCGCCUCAGCAGCUGUCAAAAAGUAUGGUGAUAACAGGCAGUGGAGUGCAGCACUAGAGUUGUUUCGCGAUGAGCUGCGGUCCAGUGUGCAAGUCGGCACCACUUUGUACAACGUUGCAAUCAGCGCUUGCGGAAAAGGCAGGCAGUGGCAACAGGCAUUGUCGUUGUUUCGCGAAUUGCAGGGCUCUGGACUUGAGCUGGAUGUCAUCACCUUUGGUGCUGGAAUCAGCGCCUGCGAGAAAGGUGGGCAGUGGAAGGGGGCGGUAUCGUUGUUGAGAGUGCUAUCGGCCUCGAUGCUGCAGCAGAGCGUGGUCUGCUACAGUGCUGGGAUCAGCGCGUGUGAAAAAGGUGGGCAGUGGCAGCAGGCGCUGGCGCUUCUCGGUGAGAUGCCAGGCUUGAAGCUUGAGCCGAACACCAUCAGCUACAACGCUGGCAUCAGUGCCUGCGAGAAAGGGCGGCAGUGGCAGCAGGCGCUGUCUCUGUUCGGAGAGCUGCGGGGCGCGACGCUGCAGCCGAGCAUCACCACUACAGCGCUGCCGUCAGCGCGUGCGAGAAGGCUGGGGAAUGGCAGCAUGCGUUGUCGCUGUUGA